AUGGAGCAGAACCAGUUUAAUAACUUCACUCCUAAAUCCAAUAAGAAGAAAUUUGCCGCAUACAAGGCUAAAAAAACCAAUAGUAUUACCAUUAAUGUAGUUGAUGAUGAAGAAUUACUUGAUGACGAUGAUUUAAACGAGGCCGUUGUUGUAAAUGGAGCACAACCUUCAUCUAAGGUUGGAGAUGAUGAAGAGUUACUUGACGAUCCAGAACUUACUGCCCAAGUUGUAAUUAACAAUAAUUCAAAAACGAAAUCUAAAAAUGAAAGAACGCCAAGCUCAGACGAAGAACUCUUAGAUGAUCCUGAUAUCUCGGCCACUGUUACAGUUAAGAAUAAUGGCAUUGUUCCCAUUCCAAAGCAAAAGAAAAAGAAAGGCGGCCAAAAAGGACAAGCAAAGUCCAAUACACCCGAUGACGAAGAACUCCUUGACGAUCCAGAUCUCACAUCGACUGUCGUUAUAGGAAAUCAAUUCGUACAAGACAAAUUUGCUCCAUAUAAACCAGAAGAGUAUCUUCUUUCGGACGAUCAGAUCAAUGCAGUCAUGGAUGCAUCCAACCCACAACAAGCAAAGCAUCCAAAGUCGAAGAAAGCCGACAACAAGCCACAAAAUCAAGCCAAUGACAAAUUUGCUCCAUUCAAUGCCAACCAAUCUCAUCAAAACCAACCACAGCCACAAGAAAACAAAUACACUCCAUUCAAGAACCAGAAAUCCGAGCAAAAUCAGCAAACAACUGACAAAUUUGCUCCUUUCUCAGCCCAACAAGGCCAAAAGAAGGACAACAAGUACUCUACAUACCAGCCUCAGUCAUACCAGCCGCAAAAUACCAAAUAUAAUCCAAAUCAGCCACAAUACAACAAGAAACCAUCCCAGAAGUACCAGCAGCCACAAUCUGCAAGGAUACCAUCCCCAGAACCACAGACGAAAACCAGAUAUAACCCAAUCAAGAAACCCGACCAAAGAAACAGUCGCCAGUACGGAAAUGAAGAGUAUGUCCCACCAUUCCUUCAAAACAACAACCGCCAGGACAAUUACCAGAAGAAGCCAUAUCAUCAAAAAGAUAAUUAUCAAAACAACUCUGCCGGCAUCAUUCACAUGAAAGAUCUCCUGCAGAAUUACUACGACAACACUUCUAAAUACGUAGAACCAACACCGGAUUAUCAUGAUUUUGAUUUACCAAACUACACGAAGACGACAUUGAUCACAGACAUCAAAGUUCCUACAAUUGAUCCAAAUGACCGCGAGUAUUUCCCUCCACAGCCAAUCCAACCCAGAAUGAAUCUUCCGAAACAGAACAAGAUCAUUAAAAAGACACUUGACGAGGUCCUUGCAGAGAAUGAGGCCAAACAACAAGUCUCUGGAUCAGCCCUUUCUUCCGAUCGCCAGAUCAAUGCAACAAAUAUUGAUUCAAUUGCAGCAACUCUUGGAAUCAAAGUUCCUUCCUCCAAACAAUCAGUAUCUACUGUUCCUGCAGAGACAUUUAAACCGAAAAUCAUCAUUUCCGGUUCUGGCAUCGAGAUCACUGUUCGAGAGAAACCAAAUCCACAGCAGCAACAGUCGAAUUCGAUGUCUGUACGUGGUUCUUCACUCAACCAAGGCUUCGUCAAAGAGAAAUCAUCUAAUGAUGACAUGUCAUUCCUCACAGAACAGCCAAAGCCAUCAUCUGUUGUAUCGAGAGACAUAAAGUUCGAUGAAGAUGUAGUUGUAGAACGUCCUGUAAUGAAAGGACACGCUGUUGUUGAGAAACAGACUGCAAACAAAGAAAUCUUCAAACAAUCACUUGUCAUCAAACAACCAGAUGAAUCUCCAUCAAUAUUCGAAUCAGAUGAUGAAGAAAAUCACUUGGAAGAUCAGAAAUUCCUCAAUGAUGCUCUCGGAAUUGAAGAUGAAAUCGGAUUCAAUGUCAAAGAUGAAGAAAUUAAAGAAGAAGAGGAAGAACACGAAGAAGAAGAAGCUGUUGAUGAUGGAAUUUAUGUACAAACAGAAGAAACAAAUCCAGAAGACAUCAAACCAAUCAAACCAACAGACAUCGUUUCUUCCAAAAAUGUCGAAGAACAAACUAAACAACAAGAAGUCAAAGAAGAAAUCAAACAAGAAAUUAAAGAAGAAGUCAAAGAAGAAGUCAAAGUUGGAGAUGAAGAAGAAGAAAUUAAGGAGGAAGUCAUUAUUCCUUCAAGAGUUCAGAGCCAGAAGAGUAAGAUGUCGAAGGGUGGAUCAACAAAUAUCAUCAUUAUUGGUGCUGUAUUCGUUGUUAUUUUGGCGAUUGUCGCAAAAAUGUUCAAAUAA
Molecule: messenger RNA, 2286 nt
Organism: Trichomonas vaginalis G3
Lineage: Eukaryota; Parabasalia; Trichomonadida; Trichomonadidae
Exons: 1
Coding region: 1-2286 (761 amino acids)
Source: RefSeq, a predicted model, not a curated record